Messenger RNA from Nestor notabilis (Kea), 1330 nucleotides. RefSeq names its product gamma-glutamyltransferase 5 (gene GGT5). The annotation marks the transcript as partial. Gene Ontology annotation, cellular component: plasma membrane. NCBI's taxonomy places the organism in Eukaryota, Metazoa, Chordata, Aves, Psittaciformes, Psittacidae. The record is from RefSeq and is a predicted model, not a curated record. Gene Ontology annotation, biological process: inflammatory response; glutathione catabolic process; leukotriene D4 biosynthetic process. The transcript has 9 exons. Gene Ontology annotation, molecular function: leukotriene-C(4) hydrolase activity; glutathione gamma-glutamate hydrolase.
GGCAAGCUUAUUGUGUGACACUGCUGUUCUGCUCACAGGUCCCCGCUGGAUUGCUGUACCAGGAGAACUUCGGGGGUAUGAAGCAGCCCAUAAGCGAUACGGCCGCUUACCAUGGAAAGCCCUGUUUGAACCAACUAUCAAGGUUCUUUCAGAGCCACUUGUCAUUUCCCCAGUUAUGGAGAAAAUUAUUCAUCACCCAGCAUUUGCCAGUCCAGGAAAAAGCCUGUGCCCGCUACUUUGUGAUGGUCAGAGGUUUUUGAAGCGUGGAGAGACUUUCAGGUGGCCAGCGCUGCAGCAAACAUUGAAGGCUGUAGCAGAAAACGGAGCUACAGCAUUUUAUGAGGGACAGAUAGGAAAGGCCCUGGUGGAGGACAUUAGGAAAGCUGGGUCCAAUAUUUCGCUAGAGGACCUUCAGGCAUACAAAGCAGAGGUGUCCUCAGCUCUGAAUAUUACCCUGAACAAUCACACCACAGUGUUUUCUCCUGGACCACCCAUGGGAGGUGCUGUGCUCAUGUUCAUCCUCAAGAUACUGGAAGAGUAUAAACUCCAUGAAGCAUCACUGGCAACGCCCGAGGAGAGGGUGGAAACCUAUCACCGCAUCGCAGAGGCCUUGAAGUUUGGCAAUAUGCUAAAACCCACCAUGCGUGACCCAGCCUUUUCUGAAGCUCAGGAGACUGUGGGGCCCAUGCUGUCUGACGAGCUUGCUGAGCUUGCCAGACACCGAAUAGAUGCCCGUGGUGACCACCCACUCGCCCAUUACAACUUGCUGGAGCCCAUCUACAGCCACAGAUACAAAAGUAAGGGCACGAGUCACGUCUCUGUCCUUGCUGCGGAUGGCAGUGCCGUGUCCGCCACCAGCACCAUCAACUACCCGUUUGGCUCUUUUGUGUAUUCAAACCGAACUGGGAUCAUUCUGAACAAUGAACUUGCUGAUUUCUGCAUAGCAAACAGAAGCAUUCAUCCAGGAGAGAAGCCUCCCUCAGCAAUGGUGCCUUCCAUUCUCAUCUCCAAGACAGGAGACAUGCUGGUGAUUGGAGGAGCAGGUGGAGCCUGGAUUAUCAGUGCUACUAGUAUGGCGAUUAUAAACAAGCUGUGGUUUGGCUACGACUUGGAACAUGCCAUUUCAGCUCCCACCAUACAUACGGAAGGUGACAGUAUCCUGUUUGAGGACAGUUUCAGUGAGGAGGUUAGAAGAGGCCUGCUGGGAAGAGGACAUAAAGAAAAAAAAGUUAAGUUUGCAAUGAAUGUUGUGCAGGGAAUUUCCAAAGAAGGAAAAUGCAUCUCUGCUUACUCUGAUAAAAGGAAGCUGGGGAAGUCAGCUGGAUAUUAG